Molecule: messenger RNA, 1119 nt
Organism: Oryza brachyantha (malo sina)
Lineage: Eukaryota; Viridiplantae; Streptophyta; Magnoliopsida; Poales; Poaceae
Product: stem 28 kDa glycoprotein-like
Exons: 3
Coding region: 80-943 (287 amino acids)
Molecular function (GO): acid phosphatase activity
Source: RefSeq, a predicted model, not a curated record
CCAGCCAUCUGCGCUUCUGCAGCGUGAGCACAUAUAUAGAGUUAAGCAUAAACAUAUCACUCGAGACAGAGAGACGGCGAUGGCCAACCGACUCUUCCACGUGAGGCGCCUUGUCUGCUGCUUCUUGGCCGUGCUGCCCGCCAGCGCCGGCGCCGGCGAUGUGUCGGCGCUCUCGUUCGUCGACAGGCUGAGGCAGAUCGGGAUCCCCGUCGGCGACGGCGACUACUGCGACAGCUGGCGCCUCGGCGUGGAGGCGAACAACGUGAGGGGGUUCACGACGGCGCCGCGCAAGUGCGACAACUACGUCGAGAACUACAUGCGCGGCCACCACUACCGCCGCGACAGCAAGGUCGUCGUCGACGAGGCCGUCGCCUACGCCGAGACCCUCCACCUCUCCUCCGCCGCCGCCGGAAACGCCACCUGGGUGUUCGACGUCGACGAGACCGCCCUCUCCCACGUCAAGUUCUACAAAAGGAACGGCUUUGGAUAUCACAAGUUCGGCGAGCCGGCGUUCAUGGAGUGGUUGAUCGCCGGAAAAGCGUCGGCGCUGCCAAACACGCUGACGCUGUACAAGAAGCUGCUGCUCCUCGGCAUCAAGAUCGUGUUCCUGUCCGACAGGCCAGACACGCCGGAGCUGAGGAACGCCACGGCCACCAAUCUCAUCAAGGAAGGGUUCGACUGCUGGGACGACCUCAUCUUAAGGUCGGAGAACUCGACGACGACGGGAUCAGUGGUGGAGUACAAGUCGGGGGAGAGGAAGAAGCUGGAGGAGGAGGACGGGCUGGUGAUCGUCGGCAACAUCGGCGACCAGUGGAGCGACCUGCUCGGCUCGCCGGAGGGUCACCGCACCUUCAAGCUGCCCAACCCUGCGUACUACGUCGACAACUACAUGCUCGCCGGCGUCCAGGCCGUUGCAACUCCGGUCUCGUCGUCGUCUACCUAGCUAGCCCGAAGCUAAGCAGAAUGAAGAACGCAUUUUUCAGACUCAAUUUCAGUUUAAUAAUCGUUUUGUUGAUACGAUUUAAAUAUUUUGAUCGAGUUGGCGUUGUCGAUUGAUUGUUCUUAUGCAUUAACUGUGCUUCACAUUUAAGUUCGAAGGAGAUCUUUGUUACUGCUGCU